Messenger RNA from Colletotrichum godetiae, 1230 nucleotides. RefSeq lists its product as uncharacterized. Bases 59 to 1024 code for a protein of 321 amino acids. Lineage: Eukaryota; Fungi; Ascomycota; Sordariomycetes; Glomerellales; Glomerellaceae. The transcript is spliced from 4 exons. The record is from RefSeq and is a predicted model, not a curated record.
CUGGAAUAAAUACUCUGCAAACCGGGACGCCUAGUUGAGCUAGGCAACACCUUCGUCCAUGAGCUGCAAAGCUUCGCGCAAAACGAAGUCUAGGCUUCGGAGGGAAAAGAAGCUUCGCGAGCAGUCCCAGAGUGUAGCACGUUAUUUUAAGCAUUUUCGGUUUUUGGACCUGCCCCCUGAGCUUCGAACCAAGGUCUACGACUUCGCUAUUGUUUGUUGCGAUGUUGUCUCAAUCACCAGGAUAUCUCACAAGAAUGGCUGCACCAACAAAAAACAGCUCGCCAUUCUGCACCAUCAAAACUGCGGAUUAGCAAAGCGAGACACGCAGCCCAUCGCCGGGCUACUUCAUACCUGCAAGAAGAUUCGCCACGAGACGUCGUUCAAGCUCUACAAUAGCAAUGCCUUUGGCCUGUGCGACGUGCCAACACUCAUCUUAUGGCUCGAGAUAAUUGGGCCCGCAAAUCGAGCAGCCCUGAGAAGUCUUGAAAUUGAGGGAGACGGUUUUGAUGACCUACUCCCCAUCAUAUCAUUGUUGGAUCCGGAGGGCGACUUGGACAGGUACGACUCAAACCCCUCCAUUGGAAGGGCUUCCCCAGGCGACCCAUACCGAAAGGAGACUGCGAGAGUCGGCGAUCUUCUUUCUGAAUCCCUCGUUCUCGAAGCGUUGCACCUUCCCUGCGGAUACAAAUUCUGGCAGCUCCCGCCUCUAACGCUCCGCCAACGCGAUGCAGACAACGCGCCGUGGCAAACCAACAUGGCGCGCCGCAUCGCCGAGACUCUGGUCGAAGACUUUGCACUCUUUUUCCGAAAGCGCCUUCUGCUCGACAACGAUACUGAGCAACUCUCAAAGGUCAUUAAGGUCGAUAUUGUACGCCAAAGGGACGGCGACAUGCCGGCGAGUCCAGCGAUAAAAGGCGUCUUGACCCAAAUAGAGGAGGGAGCAGAGUACUUGAACUUACUACUCAAGUACAUCCAACACAAACAGAACGGAGGCAAGCCAUGGCCGUUCUGUCUCGCUGAAUGAACUUACUAAGCGUGAUGAGCUCAUGCUCUGGAACCCGGAACACAAUGUUGGAAUAAAUGGUCGAAGCAUUUUUUUGAAGGGCGGCAACGAGACGGCUUUUCUGAAUCAAGCCAAAUGUCAGUAACUAGCGUAUCAUGUUACUUAGUACAAAGGAUCCCCUAACAUGGAGAUGAGCUCUUUAUAUGUGCAGUCUCAGCGGUCCACAC